This is a messenger RNA of Rotaria sp. Silwood1, 4188 nucleotides long. NCBI's taxonomy places the organism in Eukaryota, Metazoa, Rotifera, Eurotatoria, Philodinida, Philodinidae. The record is from the annotation of a GenBank genome assembly.
AUGGAUCUUCUUUCUUGGUUCGCUCCACUUGAUGUCGCUGAGCGCUAUGAAAAAAGCCGUGGCACAAAUUCAAACGAUAUUUUCUAUAAUUGUUCUUCACCAUGGUUUGGUUCUCAUUGUCAAUAUAGAUUCGAAGACAAUAGCUCUAUAUCAUUUGUUGAAAUCGUUCGUAGUACAUUUCAACAACGAGACCUGAUGUGUUUGGAUAUUGAGAACAGCUCAUGCUAUCCUUUUUUACCGACUUGUGAUCGUGGUCCGCCACCAAUUUGCCUUGAUUGGCGCGAAAUUUGUGAUGGUAAAUCCGAUUGUAUCAAUGGAGAAGAUGAACAAUUCUGCGGUCAAUUGGAAGUGACCGAAUGUUUACCUGAUGAAUAUCGAUGUCACUAUGGUGGACAGUGUAUUCCACUGGCAUUUCUAUAUGAUGGCAUCCAGAAUCUCGAUUGUUUGGAUGGAAGCGAUGAGAAAGCGUUUCCUUUCAUAAUGGAAGAUAAUAUAAAAUACGACAAUUGCAUAGAAAAUCCACUGUUUGAGUGUGAGGAACGUAUUUGCCGACAUCGCUACUCGUUUUCAUGUGGAACUGGAGAGUGCAUUUUACAAGAGCCGACAUUCGGUGAUAUUACUAACUGUCGUGGUUCUCGUUUAAUACAAGAGUACAAUGCAUUGCUUCAUGCAAAUGAAGAGUGUCACCAAACAUUAUUAUGUUUAUUGGGACUUCCAACACAGUGGAUACACGAUUGUGUAGUAAUCGUCAAUGAUUCUUCUGCAACUAAUAAUUGUCACAUGUUGGCAUCACAAUGUACUUCUGAAUGGGUUGCUCUACCUUCACAACCAAUUCUAUUUGGCUUUUUUCAAUUCAUCUAUUUGACAAAUCGAUCAAUCGACGAAUUUAAAAGAAAUAUUCUACCAGAUUUUGUCUGUUUUGAUUCUAAACGUUGUCCAGGAUUGUUGCAAUUUAUUGUUGUUAGCAAUUUCAAUAAUGGAUUAACAUGUUGUCAUCGAGACGACCUUCCAGAAGAAAUUUCAAAUAAAGAAGUGACCAGUUUUUAUCAAAUUGAAAACGUUUUUCAAUCUCUUGUUCAAAGAUGUUUAACUAUUGGUCGCGAAUAUUCUUGUUCAGAUUCAUCUCUAUUUUAUUGCUCGAAAUCGAUGAAAUGUAUUUCAUAUCAUCGUCUCGUUGAUGGUAUUCAAGAUUGUUUUUUUGGAGAAGAUGAAUCAUAUUUUGCUUGUUCUUUGAAUAAUUCAAAUCGGUUUAUCUGUGCAUCUGAUUCUGCUAAAUGUUUAUCAUUGGUUGCCGUUGGUAAUGGCAUCCAAGAUUGCCCUUUUGGAGAGGAUGAUCCUUAUAUAUAUAUGGCUGCAGAGUACACUCAAGUAACCUAUUCAAAAUUUUGCGAUGGCUCACUCUAUGGACCAUAUAUCAAUAAUGAUUACGUCGAUGAGAUGUACUGUGAAUAUUGGCCUUGUAACACGCCUUAUACCCGAUGUGAUGGUUAUUGGUCCUGCAUGAAUGGUAUCGAUGAAUUGAACUGUCCUUUUAAUUCAUGCCCAUUAAAUCAUCAUGCAUGUCAUAGUUAUUGGCUCGAAAAUUUUAUUUGUCUACCAUUUGAACAUUUGUACGAUGAAAUUUCUAAUAAUUGUUCUUUUGAUGGAACACCAUUGAAACGUCAUGUUUACUUUGAUAAUGAAACUAAAACAAACAAGAAUGAUAUGCUUGCAUGGUACUCUAAUACCUGUAUCACAUUAGACAAACUUUGCCAUUCGACUUUCUUGCAAUCAAAUAACAGUGAGGAAACUCUUCUUACAUGCUACUAUUCUAGCUACCAUUCAUCACCAGAUGAAAUCACAAAAUACAAUGGAGAAUAUCUCUGUGAUCAAUUUUGGAGCAAUCCAGGAGAAUACCAAGGACAGGUUUUCUCAACAUCAUAUUUAGGUUUCAUUCCUCCAACAUUGACUAUUCCAGUAAUAAAACCAACCGUAACGAUAAAUUUAGAAGUACCCAAAACAUACCAUAUUGAUAUCACACUAAAUCAGUACUGUCAUCGAGGCAUUUUUCUUCGAUUUGGAUCGAAUGAAGAGAAAAAAUGUCUUUGUCCACCGAGUUCAUUUGGUGAUCGAUGUCAAUGGCAAAGCCAACGUGUCAGUUUGACUCUUCAACUCAACUUUCGUAGUGUAACAAGGAAGAGAGCAGUCUUUCAAGUAAUUGUCAUGCUAAUCGAUGAAGAUGGACAUAUUGCACCGAAUAUAGAGCAAUUGACAUUUGUACCCGCUCGUGAUUGUGGUAUGAAAUAUAAUCUUUAUCUACUUUAUCCAGAUCGACCAAAAGAUUCAUCAAAGAACUAUUCUGUACAUAUUGAUGUGUUUGAUCGUUUGACAUUAAAUCAUCAUGUCAGUUGGCAUUUAUCAAUACCUUAUUCAUUUUUGCCUGUUAAUCGUUUAGUUGCUCGAUUGACUAUUCCAGAUCAAAUACAAUUCGAAGAUUGUUCAUUAGAUUGUGGUUCUCACGGCCAAUGUCGACGUUAUGAUAAUAAGAAAAUGUUAUUCUAUUGUCAAUGUGAUUCAGGAUACUCCGGAUUAAAUUGUAAUCAAUCACAUCUAUGUUCUUGUACAAAUGAUGCACGAUGUCUUGCAUCAACACAUUGUCUGUGUCCAUUGCAUCGUUUUGGUCGUUACUGUUUCCUUGAACAUAUUGCCUGUCAGUUGAACAAGAGCCCUUGUCAAAAUCAAGGAUUAUGUGUACCUGGCGACACACGUUGGACACUGAAAGAGUUUAUAUGUCUUUGUCGAGAUGGUUACACAGGUUCAACUUGUGAAAAUAUCACUAAUCGUAUUGAAAUUAAAUUGGAACAUCAUUUACUUGAAACUAUAUCAUCUCUCGCCAUUCAUUUAAUAACGAUGUUUACUUCAAAGAAACAUGAACGAGUUACUUUAUUUAAAAAAAUUCCGAUUAAUCAAGAUACCAUUACUGUUCAUAUUGAAAACCCAUUUCAUAUUGUUCUUGCCGAACUAUUCAAUCAUACUUAUUAUCGAUUAAUCUUACGCGAAGCAUUUAUCCCAUCAGAAUCGAUUCAUGUUUCAUUAAAAUCAAAUCAACGUUGUCCAUCAAUUAACGAGCUUGGAAAUGAGACUUGGUCAAAAUUACCUCUAUGGCAUAGAGGAAAAUAUUAUCCUCUAUUAUGUCGACAAAAUUCAUUGCUUGCAUGCUUUUACGAUGACACACUCAUUUGCAUUUGUGAUUCAUAUCGAUUCGCCAAUUGUUUCGAAUUUAAUCAUUCAAUGAUAUAUAAUUGUCAAAAUUCGAAUAUAUGUGAAAAUAAUGGGCAAUGUCACGUGAAUAAUGAGACUUGUCCAACAAUGCUAAUCUGUACUUGUCCCGCUUGUUUCUAUGGAACAAAGUGUCAACUUUCAACACGAGGUUUUAUUCUAUCGCUUGAGUCAAUCUUAGGUUAUCAUAUUAAACCUUACGUUAGUUUCCGUCAACAAUCGAUCAGUGUCAAAGUAACCAUUGCAAUCCAUGCAGUUACUUUUAUUAUUAGCAUCAUAUCAAAUUUACUAUCAAUUAUGACGUUUCGAAUGAAAGAAACAAGAAAAGUUGGCUGUGGUUUGUAUCUAUUGACAUCGUCUAUAAUUUCUCUUUGUAUUAUUCUCUUAUUGACUAUCAAAAUCUGGUAUCUUCUUCUCUCACAAAUGGCAUUCAUUCAUAAUCGAAUAUUAUUGAAAUUUUUUUGUGUAUUUACCGAUGGUACUCUGAGAAUUCUUUCAGCAUCAUAUGACUGGUUAAAUGCAUGUGUUUCUAUUGAAAGACUUCUGACCGUUCGAAAGGGAGCUAUAUUUAAUCAAGAAAAGAGUCGAAAAAUUUCCAAACGAGUCAUUUUGAUUAUUCUUUUACUAACAACCUUAACACAUCUUCAUGAUCCAUUACAUCGACGAUUAACCGAUGAUUUUGAUAUCGAUGAGAAACGAACAUGGUGUUUCGUUCAAUAUUCGUCGUUUCUGGAUCGGUUCAACUCGGCAAUAGUGUUUUUACAUAUUCUAAUGCCAUUGUCAAUCAAUAUGAUAGCUGUCAUUAUCAUGAUUGUAUUAAUAGUACAUGCUCGAUCGAAUGUACAACCGCAUAAAUCAAUAUAUGUACAUUUUCGUCAACAACUGAACCAUCAUAAAAAUGUAUUAAUAACAUCCUCUCUCUUAGUUCUA